AUGUGCACGCCCGUAUCAACAUUGGUGAUGCAAAAUCUACGAGGUACAUGCCGCCCAAGAAUGCCAACUACAGGGAUGCUUCACUACGACGACAUAUGUAAGCACGGUCACGGCAAUUCGAGGGUGCAUGAUAGCACGAAGUCAUGCCACACCACUUUGAUGAGAAACCUGAGGGUGCUCACUGGUACGGAGUAUUUGCAAGUCCAACACACUAUGGGAAUACUUGUGCGGAUUGAUAUGUCCGAGGUUACAGAUGACCAUCGUGGCAUAGACCUUGAGUUUUUCAAAACGCCCCGUGUUGGGCCCCAGCACGGGAAGCAUUUGUGGCAAAGCCGACAUCAAGUUGGAGCAUCGGCGGAAUCGAGUUCGAACUUGAGGCAUCAUUGGCGGGCAACCACUGUUGACCAUUCCUGCAUCCUUGCCAUCAUCCUUCGCACUUCUGGAUUUGUGAGCUUGGAUGUCCUGCCCUCCCUUUCCAUCAUCACCGAACCUUCAUUUCACACUCUGUCACAGACAAACCUGAGCCCACGCGCCUGGGAGAUUGCUGACGAGCCUCGAAAAAAAAAUCGUCACCCAACAACCACAGGAGAAAUCCAGGGAUGCAAGGCAAGUGAUGAUACUUACAAUCAUGGCCCGGUCCUCCUACGCAAACACACUGUGCACUAA
Molecule: messenger RNA, 666 nt
Organism: Pochonia chlamydosporia 170
Lineage: Eukaryota; Fungi; Ascomycota; Sordariomycetes; Hypocreales; Clavicipitaceae
Exons: 3
Coding region: 1-666 (221 amino acids)
Source: RefSeq, a predicted model, not a curated record